Messenger RNA from Oldenlandia corymbosa var. corymbosa, 1772 nucleotides. The record is from the annotation of a GenBank genome assembly. NCBI's taxonomy places the organism in Eukaryota, Viridiplantae, Streptophyta, Magnoliopsida, Gentianales, Rubiaceae.
CUAAUAAUGAAUCUUUGGAUGGAAAAAAUGGAGCAUCCAUUAUGUGGCGUAUACAUUUUGAGUUCUUUCAGCCUAAUUAGAAAUUCAGAAUAUUUCAAAAUGUUGGCCGUAGUAUCAUAACUUCCAUUCACAUCUUUCAUCCCAUUAUCCAUUUUUUAUAUUCUACUCUAUAAAUAGAGAUUCAAACAACCAAAUCUUACUCCAAACAUCCUAUAUCCUUUUUUUUAUUCCGAAAAAUGGAUCUUGAUCUUAUUCCUCUCUUACUAACCAUAGUCUUCAUCCUGUCGGUUGUGAAAUUAGGAACAGAAUUCAGAACCAAGAAGAAUAAUAAUACUUCAGCAAAAUCUCAGCUUCCUCCGGGGCCAUGGAAACUGCCUUUGAUUGGAAACUUGCAUCAACUUGUGGGCUCUCCACCUCACUUGACCCUGAGGGAUUUGGCCAACAAAUAUGGACCAAUUAUGCAUCUUCAGUUGGGUGAAAUUUCCACCAUUGUUGUUUCCUCUCCAGAAACAGCAAAACAAGUACUUCAGACUCAUGAUCUCAACUUUGCUUCAAGACCCCCAAUUGCUGCCUCAGAAAUCAUUGCUUACAAUUCCACCAACAUCGCUUUCGCUCCCUACGGCGAUUACUGGAGACAACUGCGUAAAAUCUGCACAUCCGAGCUUUUAAGCCUGAGUCGGGUUCAGUCCUUUCGACCCGUCAGGGACGAAGAAACUUCGACCCUCAUGCAAUCGAUAGCGAGCAAUGCAGGAUCAUCAGUAAAUCUCACAAAGCUCAUUAUAUCAUCAGUUUACGCUGCCACAACCAGGGUAGCUUUUGGGAAGAAGAACUCGGAACGAGAGGCAUUCAUUUCCACAGUCCAUGAAUUUCUUCAAUUGGCAUCAGGGUUCAGCUUUGAUGACAUUUAUCCUUCCAUGAAGCUCCUUCAUGUGUUCAGUGGGGUGAAGUCCAAAUUGAAUAGUCUGCAUAAGAAGGCAGAUAGAAUACUCAAUAACAUUAUCAAGGACCACAAAUCAGGCUUCGCUGCAAAUACUGGUAAUAAUAAUCAUCCUGAUCAAGCUCACAGAGAUCUUGUGGAUGUUCUGUUAAAGUAUCACGACGAUGAAAACCUGGAUUUUUCCCUGACUAAUGAUAACAUUAAAGCUGUGCUUCUGGAUAUUUUUACUGCUGGAAGCGGGACAUCAGCCAAGACGGUAGAUUGGGCAAUGCUGGAGAUGAUUAAGAAACCAAGAAUCCUGGAAAAGGCACAAGAAGAAGUAAGGGAAGUUUUUAAGAGUAAAGGGAGAGUGGAUGAAAGCAGCUUAGAUAAAUUAAAGUACAUGAAAUCAGUUAUAAAAGAGACAUUAAGGUUACAUCCACCAGCGCCUUUACUGCUUCCAAGGCUGGCCAAUGAAAGAUGUGAAAUCAACGGAUACGAAAUACCAGCCAAAACCCGAGUCCUUGUGAAUGCUUGGGCCAUUAACAGACACCCUUCAUACUGGAAUGAUGCAGAAACUUUUUACCCGGAAAGAUUUCUUGAUGGUAAGUUUGAUUUCAAGGGGACGAAUUUCGAAUACAUCCCGUUUGGUGCUGGAAGAAGAAUUUGUCCUGGAAUUCAGUUUGGUAUGGCCACCGUUGAGCUUCUGCUUGCAAAAUUACUGUAUCACUUUGACUGGAGUUUGCCUGAUGGAAUGAAACCGGAGGAGUUGGACACGGCAGAAGCCUUCGGGCUCUCGGUGAAAAGGAAAAAUGAUCUCCAUUUAAUCCCUAUGGUCUUUGACAUUGUUGUGUGA